This is a messenger RNA of Porites lobata, 456 nucleotides long. The record is from the annotation of a GenBank genome assembly. Lineage: Eukaryota; Metazoa; Cnidaria; Anthozoa; Scleractinia; Poritidae.
AUGUCUUUGGUUUUCGUUUUUCUAUUGUGUCUUAAUUCAGCUUGUCAACAAGAUUGGAUUUGCAACGGGACGUCAUGUUAUAAAUUGGUUACGUCAUCAAGAUUGAGUUGGGGAAAGGCAAAGGAGGAAUGUGAAAAAUGCCAGGCCGGAUUGGUAAAGGUUGAAUCUCUUGAAGAAAAUGAUUUCAUAAAAACGAAGCUUUUGCCGACCAGAAAUAACGGUAGUUACUGGAUUGGACUUUCAGACUCUGCCAAUGAAAAUGACUGGAUGUGGACGGACGGAACUAAAUUGGAUUCGGAUGGAUACAAAAACUGGGGAGAUAACCAGCCCGACAAUAACAAAAAUCAGCAGAAUUGUGUAGCAAUACAAAUAAGAAAAUCCGAUCCAGACCAUUAUGGGAAGUGGCACGAUCGACGAUGCUCUCAGAAAAGGAAAUACAUUUGUGAAAAUCUAUAG